Ogataea polymorpha is the source of this 5142-nucleotide messenger RNA. RefSeq lists its product as uncharacterized. The record is from RefSeq and is a predicted model, not a curated record. Lineage: Eukaryota; Fungi; Ascomycota; Pichiomycetes; Pichiales; Pichiaceae. Gene Ontology annotation, molecular function: ATP hydrolysis activity; ABC-type xenobiotic transporter activity; ATP binding. Gene Ontology annotation, biological process: transmembrane transport. Bases 1 to 4050 code for a protein of 1349 amino acids. Gene Ontology annotation, cellular component: plasma membrane. The transcript has a single exon.
AUGUACUCCUUCCUGCUGUGGAACAAGUCCGUGCCCCCGCUGCCGUCUGACGAAGAGCGGUCCCAGUUCCCGUUCAGAAACACCAAUUUUUUCAGCAACCUCUUAUUUUCGUGGGUCCUCCCGAUACUCAGAGUCGGCUACAGAAGAACGCUCGAGCCCCAGGACCUCUUUGCCAUCCGCCGCGGGUCGAAUCUCGACGUUGAUGUGCGUGCCAAGACUUUUCUCACUAAAUUCACCGCCCGCAAGCGCAAGGCUGAACAAAAGUAUCUCAAGAAAAAAGGCAUCCCUGACACCCCAGAUGCACGCAGAGCGCUCAUCACAGACCCUGACUUUUCGUACUCGUCGCUGUUAGUACUCGGGUCGCUUUUUGAAACCUUUAAGUGGGAGUACACCCUCAGCGUGCUGUAUAAAGUAUGCGGAGACGUAGCAAUGGGCCUCAACCCGCUGCUGCUGCGUGCGAUGAUCGCCUACGUCCACCAAAAGGCGUCCGGUGCCCCUGUCAACAACAGCGGGUACGGCUACUCGCUCGGGAUCUCAGGGCUCGUGCUGUGCACGGGCCUCUGUAUGGCGCACUAUUUCCACGACUCGGCGUUCGUGGGGUGCGAGGUCAAGGCUCUGCUGACAAAAGUGCUUCUCGACAAGUCGUUCCGACUUGACAGACGCUCGCGCACUCAGUUCACUCCGUCAGCAAUCACCUCGCUGCUCGGCACAGACCUGUCCCGGAUCGACCUGGCGGCCAGUUUUUUUGCUUACCUAAUCACGUUCCCGAUCGGCGUGGCCAUCACGCUGGUGCUGCUGUCCGUUUACAUGGGAGGGCCCGCCAUCGGUGGCGUCGGGUUUCUGAUUCUGGCCGCAUGCGGCAUCGUGUACAGUACGCGUCCCCUCAUGCGGCUGCGGCGCGGCAUCAACGUGCACACCGACGCCCGUGUCAAGGCUGUCAAAGAGGUACUCAACAGCAUGAAGAUCAUAAAGUACUACUCGUGGGAGCCGGCGUAUUUGAAGCUGGUGUCGGCAAUUAGAAGCAGGGAGAUGUCGUACAUGUUGCGAAUCCAGUUUCUGCGGAACCUUGUCACUGCUAUGGCCAUUUCUCUGCCGAGUGUGUCGUCGAUGAUUGGAUUUUUGUCUAUGUACGGCUACAAUGGGGGCAGUUUACGGAACGCUGCUAAUGUUUUUUCAUCUCUGGCACUGUUUAACAUUCUGGUUGGCCACAUUGCGCUGAUGCCACUGGCUUUGAGCUCCACUGCGGAUGCCUACGUUGCGUGCAAGCGGGUGCAGGCGUACCUGCUUUCCGCGGAGGAAGUGCCCGACAAAAAUUAUAUUUGCGUGGAGAAAGCCGCUGAGGCGGUGAGAGUGGUCGAUGCGUCCUUCUCGUGGGACGAGUGUCAUGUGCCGGAUGCGUGUGGCAAGGAGGCAGCCCCGGCGGAAAAGCAAGCGGUGUCGCUGCGGCCUUCUCUGGGUCCGCUCACGUUUUCGCUCGCACACGGCGAAUUUGUCGUGGUUACCGGCCCCAUUGGCUCAGGCAAGUCGUCGCUGCUGUGCGCGCUGAGCGGGCUGAUGCCGCGGUUGACGGGCUCUAUUACUGUUGCCGGGCAGCUUCUGCUAUGUGCCCAGCCUUGGAUCCAGAACGCUACCGUGCGUAACAACAUCAUAUUCGGCUGUGAGCCAAACAAGCAGCUCUACGCGGAAAUUGUGCGGAGCUGCGGGCUAGAGAGCGACUUCGAGAUGUUGCCUGCUGGUGAUCUCACGGAGAUCGGUGAGCGCGGCGUGAACCUGUCGGGCGGGCAGAAGGCGCGCAUCAACCUUGCGCGCGCUGUGUAUUCUGUGCUGAGCAGGAACUUCAACAUUUUGCUGCUGGACGACGUGCUGAGUGCGGUGGACGCUAAAGUGGGGCGCCACAUCAUGGACGAGUGUAUUCUCGGGUUGCUCCGCAGCCGCACACGAGUGCUCGCCACGCACCAGCUGUCGCUAAUCCAGGCCGCCGACCGAAUCAUGUUUAUGAAUCCGGACGGCUCUGUCGACGUAGACACACCGGAGCGGCUGCUGGCAAAGAACGAGCACUUUUCCAAGCUGAUGGAGUUCCAGCAGGAGGGCACCAAGCAGGAAAAGCCAGAGUCGCCCGAUAUUGCGGCUGAGGACGAGGAGGCGGAGGAGCUCAAGCUGGUGCAGAAACAAACGACGCAGCUCGAGUACGAAAGAGACCGGGGCCGUCUGAUCGAGCAGGAGCAUCGCGAAAAAGAUGCCAUCCCCAUGCACAUCGUGCUAUCAUAUUUCCGGUCUGGCUGCGGCCGGCUGGGCAUCGCCGGUAUGUUCCCGAUGAUCCUCGCCGGCAUGGCGUGCUCUACGUUCUGCAUGCUGUUCCAGAACGUGUGGCUAUCGUUCUGGUCGACGCAGAAAUUCCCCGGCCGCUCCGACGGCUUUUACAUCGGGCUGUACGUGAUGUUCGCGCUGCUGUACAUGGUGAGCACCGCGUGGCAGUUCUGCAGCGUCGUGUACGUGACGAACCACGCGUCUGAGCGUCUCAACAUCCGCGCUCUUGAGCGCGUGCUGCGUGCGCCAAUGUCCUUCUUCGACACGACGCCGAUGGGCCGCAUUCUUAAUCGGUUCACUAAGGACACCGACGUGCUGGACAACGAGAUCUCGGAACAGUUCCGCCUCAUCCUUUUCGGCUUCUCCAACAUGGUGGGCAUCUAUAUCAUGUGCAUCAUCUACAUGCCGUACUUUGCGGUGUGCGUGCCGUUCAUCUUCUUGGCGGUGUCGAUGCUGUUUUCUUUCUACCAGGCCUCUGCGCGCGAGGUGAAGCGAAUUGAGGGGGUGCAACGGUCGAUCGUCUAUGCCAACUUCGACGAGGUGCUACAGGGCAACGAGACUAUCAAGUUGUACAACCUGACGGGCAAGUUUGUGGACAAGAACAUCACGCUGAUUAAUAGAAUGAAUGAGUCGUACUUCUUGGCCAACUCGUUGCAACGGUGGCUGGCCGUGGCGUUGCACGGGUGUGCGGCCGGUAUGAACUUGCUCAUCUCGAUGCUUUGCGUGGGGCGCGCAUUCAAAAUCAGCGCCGCCAGCUCGGGACUUAUUAUUUCGUACCUCGUCAGCGUCAGCAUGCAGCUAAUCACCACAUCGCGGUCGAUGGGCCAGUUGGAGCAAAAUCUCAGCAGCGUCGAGCGGAUCGGCGAGUACGCCAUUGACCUGCCGCAGGAAGCCCCUGCAGAAAGCUCGGACCCGGCGAAAAAACCUCCCCCACAUUGGCCCGAGCACGGCCAAAUCAAGUUCUCCCACGUAAGCCUGCGGUACCGUCCAAACCUGCCGCUCGUGCUCCAGGACCUCAACCUCGAGAUUGCAGCAGCAGAGAAAAUCGGCAUUUGCGGCCGCACAGGCGCGGGAAAGUCCACAAUCAUGACGGCACUUUACCGGCUGAGUGAGCCCGAUGGAACGAUUGAGAUCGACGGCGUCAAUAUCCUCGACAUCGGCCUGCACGAGCUGCGCUCGCGGCUGUCGAUUAUCCCGCAGGACCCGGUGCUCUUCCGCGGCACGAUCCGCUUGAACCUGGACCCCUUCUCGCAGCUGUCUGACGACCUGCUGUACGACGCGCUUGUGAAAUCGGGCUGCAUUUUGGCCGAAGAGUUGCCCGAAGUAAAGCAGCAGACAGGACCAGACCUGCACAAGUUCCACCUGAACAGCGUGGUGGACGACAAUGGCGCCAACUUCUCGCUCGGCCAACGCCAGAUGCUCGCGCUCACGAGGGCCAUUGUCCGGGACUGUAAAGUGCUGAUUCUAGACGAGGCCACAUCCAGCGUCGACUACGAGACCGACGCCCGCGUGCAAGCGACGAUUGUCCGUGAGUUUUCGCACUGCACGAUUCUGUGCAUUGCGCACCGGCUCAAGACGAUCAUAAACUACGACAAGAUCCUUGUCAUGGACAAGGGCCGCGUGGCAGAGUUUGGCACACCGAUGGAGUUGUACCACGCGCACGGAAUAUUCCGCUCCAUGUGCGACAAGAGCAGGAUCGACGGCGCCGAGAUCGAGCAGGCGCAGGCUGCCAAACCCGAAUAACUGGUCCACAUUUCUAUGUAUAGUCUAUAAGUCAUAUCCGAAGAUAGUGCUUGCAUCUCUCGUAAACGUAGAAGCUGCACGCGAACAUGGGCACUAUUUUGAGGAACCCGAUCCCGAGCCCCACGUAAAAGCCUUUGAAUCCACGCUCCGCAUAAAUCAUCACUAUUGUGUGGCCGAUGGAGAAGAACUGGCCUCCCAGGUUCGCCACGCCACCAACCUGCAUUCGUCUCCGGAUCACCUCAAAUGGGUAAGCUGCCGCCUGCGCCAGCAUUCCAGCGCCACCGCCCGCGAGCAGCUGGGCCCAAAUCUUGAGCGGCUUGCGCGUGUCGAACGACGACUCCGACCUGACUUUCGUGGUCUCCAGAGUCGCGUCGUCGUCGAUAACCGUAUACGGCGCGAUAUGGGGCAGGCGGAACAGAUCAUGGAUCAUGUCGUGCGAGUAAAAGCUGACCCCCGCGUACGGAACCAUACCUAUGAUGGUUGGCACAAAUCCUCUAUAGAAGUUUGUCAUGGCCUGGAAAACGUGCACAUUGCGAUCCACGAUGCGGUGGAGCAAGCGCAAAAGUGGGGGUUUGUUUGCCAUGUAACCCCCAGUGGUGAAGCUGUAGCGCGGGUGCUCGUAGUAAAUGGUCUUGAGGAUGUGCCAUAUCUUUCCUCGCCCGUGCUGGAUCCUGCUGUGGGACGUCUCAAACGCCAAUCUCACACGAACAAGGUCUAGCGGGUACGUGAACGCCACGCUGAGCACGCCCGCAAACGAUCCCGCCAAAAGCCGUCUUCCAGCCGUCUCAUAUUCGUCCCGCGGAAUGAGAAACGUGCGGAUCUGCUCGUAACAAACAAACUUGAUUGCUGCGUAGGGGAAAAUCCGCAGCAGCGUGGCCGAGUGGCCCUGGUAUAGGCCCAUAAACCCAUCGUUGUGGUAGAUUAGCUGGAUAGCCUUGAACAUGCCCCGGAACGACCCUGCGAGAUGGCGAUAGUGCGGGUUGUUUGUUUGGAAUAGGAUCUUCACCCUGUCCAGGGGAGCUAUGAGCGUCUUGGCAGAGAUUCCUGCCACUCCCCCGGCAAUCCCACUUCGUACCACGUACUCGAGCGAGU